UGGUAAAGCGUUCCCAUCAUGUGUAGUCAUUCUUUCUGUUCGACACCGCGUCUGUCUCAAACUGUGCUCUUCGGGCAGACUCUGUGUUACAAGAGCGAUGCUGCUGUUAUGGAUGACAUUCUCUCUCACAUGGUCUGGCACAAUCGGCUUUAUGAUCCACAGCAUGAAGGAAGGUCUGUGUCUGGAGGACUCAUCUGAAGGAGUUGUUGAGUUAAGGACAUGCAGUCUGGACUCGGUCCUGCAGCAGUGGAAGUGGACAGAUCACUGGUUCCUAGUAAACACAGGCACCCUGAGGUGUCUUUCUGCCAUCCACACUGACCCAGUCCAGACUAUCGCUUGUGAUUCUGGUGAACAUAUCAAAUGGCAGUGCAAAGCUCAACAGCUCAUCAGUCAGCAAAACUCUCUGGCAUUGAGCACUGAGAGAGGAAAACUCAGACUGAACAAGGGUGAACAUGACACCUGGAAGUCUCUGGAUGCGGGUGACAUCUGCCAGAAUAAACGGAGAUCCAGAAGAGAAAGUGAUUUAGAGACCGAUGAGUUUGACUUUCCUGAAGGGCCGCCUAAACAAAGAAUGACAGAGGCACAGAUGAAGUUUUUACAGUGGUAUUACCGUACAGAGGACUCAACAUCGUGGAAGUUUGGCAUGCUGGCAUUUGCUUUUCUGGGUCUUCUGAUUGGGGCGAUGCUUCUGGUCAUGGGCAUGAUGGCUAAUAGGAACAGGAAGCAAAUAGCCAAAUACAAAGCAGCCUCAAAAGUCACAGCAGUGGAAUCUGAAAUGGAGGAACUGCAGGCCAUCGUCACUGAUAAUGUCACAGAGGUCAAGGAGGAGAAAACCCAUUUCACCCCAUCUGAACCAAUUACUACACAUAACAGCCACAGGGAAUGGGAUUGGGGAGAGCCUUCAUACGAUAGCAAAGCCUCAGAGAGACUGAAGCCCGGAGAAAUUGUGGUGACCUGGAAGGACGGGAAUGUGUCUACUCUGUAUCCUGAACCUGCAGAGGAAGAGGACAUCCACAACACAGAUGCAGAGUCUAUGUCCCACAACUCCCCCCAAGGAAUAGCUUCAUCUGAGACGACUGCAUUUUAAUUUAGUCCUACUGUUUGUGUUAAUUUUAACACUAUAUUCAAGAUGGCAUCGGAUUGGUUGAUAGACUAUUUUAGAGUUAACCCAGGGCUGUAAGCACACCUACGUUAAUUCAAUUUAGUGGUGAAUUAAAAAUAUUUUUUUUCAAUGGGAAUUUCUUUCACAUUGGCAGACAAAAAUGUUUAAAUGUUUUGAAAGAAAUGACAUAGCAAUUAUUUUAAAUGCUUAUAAUAUUACUGUUCUACUGUAUUUUGUUCAAAUAAAUGGUGCGCAUUAGAUUUCUUUCAAAAACAUUAAAAGCAUUAAAGAAAUCUUAUUUAUAUUUAUAAUAAUUUGUUUUUAUUAUUUAUUUAUAAUAAUUUGUAGCUGCCAGUGUAUAUUAUUACACCAACAUAUAUGCUUAUAGUCUUGGGUCAACCAACCAUUUUUAUAAUUACAUAAUAUAUUUACACAUAUAUUAAUUUCACUUUUUAUAGUUUAUGUUUCAAAAGGUAAGUUUUACUUUUUUUAACACAAAAAAAACUUUUUUGUGUGCAUCAAAAUUGGUCAUGAACUAACUUUUUUCUAAAUCAUACAGUAAGAGUGUACCAUGCAAGCUUGCAUAGAUUAAAUAAAAAUUUUCAUCUUCAUAUUUUUAUUUUUAUGCUUCCCAUAUGAAGCACUGUAAAUUAUUCUCUUCU
Messenger RNA from Cyprinus carpio (common carp), 1764 nucleotides. RefSeq lists its product as uncharacterized. Gene Ontology annotation, molecular function: transmembrane transporter activity; protein heterodimerization activity. The record is from RefSeq and is a predicted model, not a curated record. Bases 98 to 1087 code for a protein of 329 amino acids. The transcript is spliced from 6 exons. Gene Ontology annotation, cellular component: plasma membrane. Gene Ontology annotation, biological process: bile acid and bile salt transport. NCBI's taxonomy places the organism in Eukaryota, Metazoa, Chordata, Actinopteri, Cypriniformes, Cyprinidae.